Molecule: messenger RNA, 4258 nt
Organism: Caenorhabditis auriculariae
Lineage: Eukaryota; Metazoa; Nematoda; Chromadorea; Rhabditida; Rhabditidae
Source: the annotation of a GenBank genome assembly
AUGGUAAAACUAACCGAGACAACUGUGUAUAUUCGAACCAAGACAUCGGUGGAAAACGUCAAAAAAUUGAAUUUAUGGUGAGGAUUUAUAGAAAUUUUGAGUUUAGUCCAUUCAUUACCGCUUGUACAGCUUUACUCACGGAAAACCGAAUUUCCAUUCGUUUUCGAUGGAAAAAAUGGUUACAGUUCAACUGAAUCUACAAAAAUCUUUUCAAAGUUAGAUUAUAAGAUUCAGGAGAUAGUUUUCUUUAAACCUUGUGAAUGAACUAAUGUAAAAAUUCUAAUCUCAAAAAAACUUUUCAGGGGUUGUAACAUCGACGAUAUCGCAGUUUGCGAGAAAAUGACGUCGUUGGAAGUUCUAUCGUUGAGGUAAAUAUUUUCAACGUCUCAAAAGAAUUUCAAGUUAUAGUCUGUGUGCCAAGAGUUGAAAUUUUGCCGAACGACAUUCCGCUGUUCCGCUGCGUGUGUUCGCAAAGCUCUUUCGAAUCUAGGUCACGCUUCCAAUUGAUUGUUAUCGCUGUGGGGCCAAAUGAAAGUAGAGUACCUUAAUAAAAGAAAACAAAAACAAUUAAAAGCGCGACCGAGGUUCGCAAAGGCGCGCAGCGGUACAGCGGAAUGUCGUUUGGUGAAAUUCAAGGUCUUGGUACACAGGCUAUACUGUAUUAAUUUUUUCACGAUACAGUUUUCCUCCGAGUUAUUGGUUCAAAUUCCCAUGUAAAAAUUGACUAUAGUCCGUUCUUCCCGACUUGAAAGGGCGUGACUUCUCUGCGCCCUCCUUGUCUCUCGACGUCCCUCUCACUUUUACGUGCUAUUUCCAUUUUUCUCUGACUUUGCCGGUGAGAUAAAAGAGAGACACAGACACGUGAAAACUGUCAAGUCGCGGCAGACUUUGCUUUUAUUUUUUCGAGACCAUUUUUCUCAAACAAUGUCUGAAAAUUCAAGUUUUGGCUCAAAAUAACAAUGACUAAUAUUCUUCGGAAUAUGAAAAAUCAAUAAAUUGCAGCGUGAACAACGUCGAGUCACUGGAACCCCUGAAAAACUGCAAAAAACUGAAAGAACUGUACCUUCGAAAGAACAAGAUCGAGUCCCUCGAAGAGCUCCAUCAUUUAAAGGUAACUGAUUCGAAAUACCGUAAUCCCUACCGUAACCAUUAAGGGCCUCACGAAUCUCCGAACCCUCUGGAUCGACGACAAUCCCUGCACGCAGAAUGAAGAUUAUCGCUGCAAAGUUGUUCAACUGCUCCCCCAAUUAACCAAACUUGACGAUAAAGGUAAUUAAAAUUUUACUGUCGGUUACUGUAGCUACGAAUCACAGUAAUCACGACUGCGGACCAGGUCGAGAACCUCGACGAAUCGGUCCCAGAAUGCGACAUGGUGGCGUCUUUCCACAGUGUCCGGAGCUCCAGGAGAUCCAGUUCUCAUUCCAAUUCGAAUGAUCUGAUGACAAGAUCGCUCUAUCGAGAACCUUUAAUGGGUAGGUGAAGAUUUUUUUCGUGGACCUCUUCGCCUUAGGAACUCCGGAGCGGUCCCUAUAGGGGCACCAUUUAGGGACCACCUUAAUGGCCCCUAGGGGGUCGCUAAAAGCUUGCAAAAGGGGUGCCUAUAGGGGUUUUUAGUUAGUGGCCACUAUAGGGGACAUGCUAGACGAUUUUUUUGAUGAAAUCUCGCCGAAAAAGCAUUUUCAUGCGAAAAACUAAAUAAGUAAAUGUUUUUGAAUGACCCCUAUAGGGUCAACUUGAGCUUUAAGGGCUGAGAAAAAAGACCCUAAAUCCCUGUAGGGGCCACUUCAUAUUCGCCCCUAUAGAGACCACUUGAGCUUUAGAGAUUAAGGGGUCAGACCUUGAACCCCUGUAAGCAUCAUCUUGAUUUUACUCCUAUAGGGACCACUUUUUCGGCCCCUUGUUUCCCCCUAACCCCUAUAGGGACCCCUCGGAAAAUCCUAAAGUGGUAAGAAUCAAAAAAUAGCCCCAAAAAGGCUCUCAAACCGAAACUUUUUCGGAUGAUUACCAUGAGGAACUUUCAUUCAGAGGAUUUUUGGGCCGGUUUCCAGUAAAGUAAAAUUACCUUGCAGGGAAUUUGGAGGACCGCCAUUCUUUACGAGCUAUUCUGUCACAUACCCGAAGAGUUCAAAGAUAUUUCCAGCCCUUUUUCAGGCCGAAGCGUCGUCGAGACCGUGGUCCAGCCGCAGUUACCGCAUUUCGGCGACACCUCGGACGAAGAUCGGCCAACGACGCCGGUGGCGAUGUCGCUGGAGAUGUCGCCGUCGAUUCUGCUCUCCAAUCCGCGACACAACAUCAUGAGCCAGUCCGUCUACGGCGCCUUGGCUGAAGAGCCCCUAGGAGCCGAUGAUGAAUGGACGACUGACUUCAGGUCGGUUUUUUAAGACACCUUUUGACAAUUCAUAGCUCGCUUGGGACACUAAGAAGGCGUGUCGUGUCUGCGCUCUCUACCAACCAAGCACUAUCUCUUCUCUUAUCGUGUCAGGACCCUUUUUUCGAUGGCUCAAGCCAGCCGUGAAUCAGCUAUAGUUAAAGAGCCCAAAUUGGAAGUUGAUUAAAGUUCAAAAACUAUGAAAAUUAGAAGCCAUUUUUGAAAAUCAGCCUAAGAAACUAACGACAUAUGAAGUUGAAAACUAUCGAUUGAAACUCACUUGUCGUUCAAAUUCUGUGUUUUUUUGUGUCUAUAACGUUCAAAAACUGGAAUAAAAUCAAUAGCUCAACUGUUCACAAAAAAACGCAGAAAAAGAAUAUUCCAAAAACUCGGGAAAACCAUCUUUUUUUAAGCUUAAAAGUUGCCCCCCACCUCAUUUGUGGUGAGAAAAAAGCUUCAAAAAUGGGUGAUAAUAUAAAAAAAUCGACGGAAAAAAAUUAACCAUUUGUUGUUUGAACAUAGAUGGGCAAGUGCAGAGCUUAUUCAGCCCGAGAGAAAGGGUUCGCUUACAAAAAUUUGGGAGAAUUUGGAAUGAAAUCGAGUUUCAACCUAACUAGUCAGUAAGGGAGGAAGAUUUGGCCAUAACAAUACACGUUUUGGCCUCAGGUAGGUAGUUUUAAGUGUUAUGAAAAUUGGAAGGAGGGUCGUCUGUUCAUUAAUGUGUUUGAAACUUGAAAUUUUCAACAAAAUUACUGAAGUCUCCAUUCGCAGUGGGACUUCUGAAUGAGACUAGGUUCCCUAGAUGUAGUUUUUAACGCUGAUUUCAAAUCUGUUCUCAAAAACUGCCCUCAAGGCCUGUGAAAAAAGUUAGGGCCCUCAAAAGUCGACAAUUUCAGUAUCUCUGAUUGAGCGUCCUUGCCUCCCUUGUCAUGAAAAACCACGAAAAAUACUCAGAAACCAUCCAUUUCCAGUGUUGAAGACGACUACCGGCCAGCCUCAAUGGACGGAAUCGCCAACCGGAUGUACACGAGUAUGCAUGAAAGCCUGAUGGUGACACCGGAAAGAAGGCCUCAGGUGGGUAGAUUUGAUUUGAUUCAAAACACCCUUCUGGGGUCUUCAAAGGCACAUCGAAGAUCCUGAAAACUUACAAGAACCGAGAAUAUUGAAACUAGAAAAAGGUAAUUUCAGAACUACGGGAGAAGUAUCAGCAUGCCGAGGAGACGGACAUCAAGGCAAAACUCGGGAAGUCCAGCCAGAGUAAGAUUCUAUUUUUUACUGGAAAAAGUUUUAGCGGCCAUUAUAGAUAUUGACGUUUUAGUGGCCACUACAGUAGGAAAAUUAGUGGCCACUAUAGAGGUCUAAGUGCUACUACUAAAGCACUAAAAAUUUCAGUGGCCACUUUAGGGGUCAAUGGAUCAACAUAAAUGGUCCAAUCUGUUUGUUUUUUUAAUUAUCAGAGUUGCUGGAAGGAAUACUGGAUGAAAAGCUACUGAAGUGGCCACUAAAAAGGACGCUUUUUCCAAUUCCGUGCUUAAAAAUCGUCAACCUAGUUUCAUUCAACAAGCAUAGCUUCGUUAAAAAAUGAAUCUCUAAAUAUGAAUUUUUUUUGGAAUCAUAACUUUUGGAGAGUUCUCAAAAGCCUAUAAAAGUUUAUUUAUUAAUUUCUCUACCUCGAAAUCUGGAUCAGAUAAAAAUUUAAUCUUUCAUCAAACAUCCCAAAAAUCAAAAAAACUUAAAUCUAGAUCAUUCUUGAAAAAAAUUCGAUUUUUCCAGGACAUGCGGCAAAACAAGAUCACUUCGGCGGUGUCAGUUCUACUGGAUGAGCUCGACCAGGAAGGCCUGAGGCAGGUCGUCGAAGAAGCUCAGCGAAGGAUGAAAAAACAACGAUAA